GGCUUUAUUGGAGGAUAUGGCACAUGGAUCUCGUUCAGUCCGCCGUCCUGUACAGCGUCAUGACCCUCAUCAGCACCUACCUAGUAGCGUUUGCCUAUAAGAACGUCAAGUUUGUUCUCAAACACAAAGUGGCACAGAAGAGAGAAGACGCUGUUUCCAAAGAAGUGACUCGCAAGCUGUCUGAGGCAGACAACAGGAAGAUGUCUCGGAAGGAGAAGGAUGAACG
Messenger RNA from Leptosomus discolor (cuckoo roller), 226 nucleotides. Lineage: Eukaryota; Metazoa; Chordata; Aves; Leptosomiformes; Leptosomidae. The record is from RefSeq and is a predicted model, not a curated record.